This is a messenger RNA of Morus notabilis, 3429 nucleotides long. RefSeq lists its product as uncharacterized. NCBI's taxonomy places the organism in Eukaryota, Viridiplantae, Streptophyta, Magnoliopsida, Rosales, Moraceae. Bases 188 to 3118 code for a protein of 976 amino acids. The record is from RefSeq and is a predicted model, not a curated record. The transcript has 5 exons.
AGAUUGAAGGAUGAGGAGAGAGAAAGAGAGAGAGAGUGGAGAGAGUAGAGAGAGAGGGUGUAGAAGACAACUUUCAUGUCCCUUCUCAUUUCAUGAGCUGUGACAUACACGAGUGAAUCCUUGAAGAUGGGUUCUUCUUGAGAAGAUAUCGGAAGAGAAGAAGAAGACUACUUAUCUAUUUUUAGAGAUGGAAGCAAACAUGCAGUGUAAUGGCUAUUUCCCAGGAUAUCACUCUCCGAUGAAUCUUAGUUUGGAUGCUAAUGGGAGUACAUGGCGUUCAAAUUGUCAUGAUAAGAUUUUCGAGAGCGAAAACUUCUAUAAUGGCUUCUCAUCUUCGAACUCGCUUUUAGCGUACAACAAGGACGUGUUGAAGCAGACAAUGCUCAAGCAUGAAACCAUAUUUAAGGAUCAGAUUCAGGAGCUCCACCGCCUUUACAGAAGACAAAGGGAACUGAUGGAUAAAAUUAGAAGGAAUAACUUAAAUAAACAUUAUUUAAGAUUUGAAGCAUCACAUUCCAAUACUCCAUUCUUUCAAACAUCAUCGGAAUAUGACCAAAAGACUUUUCAAGUCUCCGGAUUCCCUUUGAUAAAGCCUGCUGGCAGUCAAGUCCAGUCACCAUUGAGUUCAUUUCAAGGGAAGGAGGCUCAAGUACGCCAUUCUUACUCUACUAGAUCUGAAGCAUGUGCAGAAGAUGUUCAAUUAUUCGAAUCCAAAGGCAAGAAAAUUGGAAAAAAAUUGCUGGAUCUUCAACUUCCAGCUGAUGAGUACAUUGAUAGUGAAGACAAGGACCUCUUAGACGAUGAGAAGGUUUCUGAGGUGUCCGAGGUAUCAAGUUACUCUGUGAAGAGAUCUCCACAAGUUGUUUAUACCAGUGAUGUAAAGUCAUUUUUUGGCAGUUAUGCAUCGAACUCUGUUUUCCUUGGUGCUGUCCAAAAUCCUUCGAUAUUAGAGAAACAAAAAUGGUCCCCUGACCUAAAUGAACCAGGUAAAUUCAAGGAAGAAGUAGGUUCUUUGUCUAAUGGAUUUGUGGGCCCUUCUAGUCACAGUAAGCUUCUAUGCUCUGAACCGUUGGAAAAGGCAAAAUUAGGCUUUCAAUAUUCAUUUGACGAAUCUAUUCGGAAUGCCUCAAGAAGGCCAGAUAUUGAAGUUUCGACAAAUUUUUUACUUUCAGAAACAGGGGGAAAAGAGGAGCAGCUAUCCUAUCAUGAUAAGGCUGGGAAGCUUGGAAGCAACUUGAACUCUUUUCUUCACGCUUUCAAUGCGGAAAAAUCAUCCUUGUUUCCUAAAUCGUCAAACAAAGACCUUGAGAAAGUCUAUGAACCUUCGACCUUUCAUCAGGGAAAUCAAAGUUCGUUAAUUGAAAUAACAAUUCUUGAUUUAGAGAACUCCAGAAGAAAUUCUGCUCCCUCAAAUGACAACCAUCAUGGACCACAUGCUUCUUUUUAUGAGAGCAAUUUCAACAAUCAAGGUUCUUGGACCAAUAUGAAAAAUACUGGGCGUUUAGCAGUUCAGAAACUCCCUUGUGAAUCUGGACGGAAGCCAAUAGCGGUUCAAGCUCUCCCUUGUUUUGGCACCUCUGUGCAUUUAGGUAAACGAUGUGAAUCAUCAAUUGGAAAAUCAGAGCUUGAUGGAGGCAGCAAGUUAAUGCCCGAUAACCAUAGCCUCAAUAUCCGAUCUUCAAAUGAUGUCUACCUAAAUUCCAAGCCACCUAGUUGUUCUUCUGAGUUUGCAGUUUCCCAAAAUGCGCAGACAACAGAUGGAACAGAAAAUCAUGGAUAUUCCGUGGGCGGGCUUAAUUGGCUUAGAGAAAAGUCUGUUCAUAAUGCGAAAGAGAAUAAUGGACAUGGAAGUUUAACCAGGGUGGAACCUGUUUCUAUAGAAGCUUAUUCUGCAGGUAUCUGUGAUGUUGAGCCAAAAAAGGUCGAGACCAGCGAUUGCUUGACUAAAAGGCUUCCUGGAUUUCAUGACCAUAACAAGUCUUACAUUUUUGGUCACCACUGCUCUCCUAGCAGCAGUCUCCACAAAACCUGGCAGAAUCCACUUCAAGAUGUGAAGAGCAGUGGAAAGGAUUCUGUUAUUGAUUUGAACUUGGCUUGCGAUUCAGCAUCCGAGACUGAAAUAGAACUAACUGCAGAUGAACAUGUAGGAGAGAAUGGAGUCAACAGGAAGCAUUCUAGUUUUGGAUGUCUCAUUGACCUAAACUCAUCCAUAAAUGAAGCCAGGUUUACUCAAAAGUCCUCACUUUUGGCAGAAAUUGAUUUGGAUGCACCUGCAAGUCCAGAAAACAAGGAAAGUUCUCCACCCAGAGGAGAAUCUGAUGAAAAUCAAGCCGAGACACCAGUGCUACUGCUGGGACAGGAAGGUGCUGAUCAGCAGGAUGAGCUCGCCAAGAUUGCCGCUGAGGCUCUGAUCUCCAUUUCAUCAUUCAAGUCGUCAACUUCUCUACAAAAACCUAGUUUCGAACGUCUUGAAGUUUCUUUGCUUGACUCCCUACAUUGGUUUGCUGGCGUAGUUUCUUCGGUGGCAAGUAAUCCAGAGAGUGAGUUUGGAUUGGUCUUGACCGACAAGAACAACAACAACUUUGAGGAGCUUUUUCCCGAUGAAAUGGACUACUUUGAGGCCAUGACAUUGAAGCUGACCGAGGCAAAACUAGAGGAAUGCUGUUACAAGACUAAUGUCUCGAAAGAGGAGGAAACAGGUACCUCCUCAUCGCCAAGUCAGCAAAGGAAGGGUAGGACAAGGCGUGGUGGAAGGCAGCGGAAGGACUUCCAAAGGGAGAUCCUUCCCUGCCUGGCAUCUUUGUCAAGGUACGAGGUGACCGAGGAUCUACAGACAAUAGGGGGGCUAAUGGAAGCUGCAGGUACACAUUGGGAAUCAGGGUCGACGAGAAAUGCUGCCAGAAAUGGGUAUACAAGGGCUCGGAAACGGUCCUCCGUGGCUGCUUCCAGUGGGGUUGGUUGCUCAGUGGAGUCUCUUAAGCAGCUUAGCAGUUCUUACAGUAAAGUGGGCAAAGAGGAGAGAAGCGUAAUAUGUUGGGGACAGGUCACAAGGAGGCGCCGGGGACAAAGAUGCCCAGUUAGAGUUGGUAAUCAGCAGCUUAUACUGAGCCAAGUAUAGAGAAAAACUAUUACAUAAAGUAGACUUCUUUUUUUCUCCUUCUUUUUUUUUAUCAUUUGGGUUCUUAUGAGUCAUUGGAUUAUAUUGUAAAUGCCUUAAAGACAUAAACAUACGUAUAUUUAGGUGGUGGAAUAGGAAAACGAAGCCAUGACAUACUUGAGCUGUUUUAGGUGAUCAUCUCUUGCAGAAGGAAUAGUGGUGUUUUUGUAUUUUAUUUUAUUUCAAGUGCCAAGUGGUCGCACUAAAGCUCAUAGACGUUAUAGGGUGGAAUAACCUUGCUAUGCUACUAAUACUUGGUACUUUCUCCAGUA